Myotis davidii is the source of this 864-nucleotide messenger RNA. Its product is annotated as YEATS domain-containing protein 2. Bases 20 to 838 code for a protein of 272 amino acids. Lineage: Eukaryota; Metazoa; Chordata; Mammalia; Chiroptera; Vespertilionidae. Gene Ontology annotation, cellular component: NuA4 histone acetyltransferase complex. The record is from RefSeq and is a predicted model, not a curated record. Gene Ontology annotation, molecular function: histone binding. The transcript has 6 exons. Gene Ontology annotation, biological process: regulation of transcription by RNA polymerase II; chromatin remodeling.
GUAAAGAACGGAUGUCAUCAUGUCUGGAAUCAAGCGAACAAUUAAAGAAACUGACCCUGAUUAUGAGGAUGUAUCUGUGGCUCUUCCAAAUAAGCGGCAUAAAGCAAUUGAGAAUUCAGCUCGAGAUGCUGCUGUGCAGAAGAUAGAGACUAUUAUCAAGGAGCAAUUUGCACUUGAAAUGAAGAAUAAGGAACAUGAAAUUGAAGUCAUUGACCAGCGACUGAUUGAGGCAAGAAGGAUGAUGGAUAAACUUCGUGCCUGCAUUGUCGCAAACUACUAUGCUUCUGCAGGACUUCUAAAAGUUUCUGAGGGAUCAAAGACGUGUGAUACAAUGGUGUUUAAUCAUCCUGCUAUCAAGAAAUUUUUGGAAUCACCAUCUAGGUCAUCAUCUCCUGCCAAUCAGAGAUCAGAAACUCCAUCAGCCAAUCAUUCUGAAAGUGAUUCUUUAUCUCAACACAAUGACUUCUUGUCUGACAAAGACAAUAACAGCAAUAUGGAUAUAGAGGAAAGACUCUCAAACAACAUGGAACAGAGACCAAGUCGAAAUACUGGAAGGGACACCUCUAGUAUUACCGGCUCCCAUAAAACAGAGCAGCGGAAUGCUGAUCUUGCAGGAGAUGAGACUUCACGACUUUUUGUAAAGAAAACAAUAGUAGUGGGCAAUGUGUCCAAGUAUAUACCUCCCGAUAAGAGAGAAGAAAAUGACCAAUCAACCCACAAAUGGAUGGUGUAUGUCCGAGGGUCUCGUAGAGAACCCAGCAUUAAUCAUUUUGUCAAGAAAGUUUGGUUUUUCCUUCAUCCCAGCUAUAAACCAAAUGACCUUGUGGAAGUUAGGUAAGCAUACUUGAGUUUAAAGAAGUGCAG